Paramecium sonneborni is the source of this 11400-nucleotide messenger RNA. Lineage: Eukaryota; Ciliophora; Oligohymenophorea; Peniculida; Parameciidae. The record is from the annotation of a GenBank genome assembly.
AUGGAAGUGACUACAUGUUCUUUGAAUUUUGUAAAAAAAAUAUGGCAGAUUAUACAUAAGGAUAAAAUUACUCAACUGAUAACUUUUAUUUUCAAAAGACUAAGUUCAAAUAGAGGAUUAUGUCUUAAAAUGUAAUAUGAACUAAUUUUAAGCUGUAUUCCACCCAUUGACUUUAUAAUUUUAGCUAACCCACGACAAAAAUACCGAAAAAUAUGCCAUAAUUAUUUUCCAAAAAAAGUGAAUAUCGACAAAGUUUUUAAAAGUUUUUUCAAGAAAAGGGAAUUUUAAGCUAGAAAUUGUGGGGUUGGCAAUGAAAAAUAUUCUUCAAGUAAUUUUAAGAUGUCAAAUAAAAAGUGAUUAAUUCUUUGUAGUUUAAUUACAUUUUUGGAGAGUUACAAAAGAGCACUAGAAAAUUGAAUUAAGUAUUUUAUAUAUUAUUAUUAAAAAUAAAAAAUGAAUUAACAAGCCAGUUUAGAAAUUUAAAAGAAAUGUAAAACAUAUUUUAGUACCCAGAAAUUCUUGGUAUCUAAAUCUAAAUUCCUAAUUGGAAUUCCAAAAAUGAUUCAAAAUAAUGUUUAAUUGAGAGGAGGCGGAAUUUGUAACUCAAAAGGGUAUAAAGUUCCAUAGUUGGAUUAAAAGAUUGUAAAAAAGAUUGAAAUUCCAGAUUAAUUUCUUACACUUUUAGAUUAAUAAUCCUAAAGAAUUAUUUAAUAAAAUUUAUCAAAUUUUAACUUAAACGAUUCCUUAUUAUCAAUUCAAUGGUUUGUUUAUAAUCAAUAGCAUUUUAAUUCAAUAUGCUUUGAUGAUAGAGCAAUUUAAACAGCAUAUAACUAAAUAGAAUAUACAAUAGAGCAAUUCUUAAAAGUAAUUCCAAUUUAUAUUAAAUAAUCUGGAAUUUUAGCAUUAAAUUUAUUACAUAUUGUUAAUGAUUUAUUUCGAAUCAUUUUUACCUAUUAGAUUAAAUUUACAACACAUGUCUUUAUAGAAUCAAAAAAAAUGCAAUUUUAAGUUUAUAUUGAAGAAAUUAAUAUAGAGUUUGAGUAAUAAAAGCUGAAUGUAUGGAGUACUGGAAUUGAAUAUGAAAUAAAGUUGAUUAAGACAGUAUUGUCUCAUUUAAGAACAAAUUUUAAUGAUUAGGUACUUGCACUUUCCACAUUGUACGAACUCUUCUCAAGUUUUGUAUCAAUGAAAAUAAGUGAUUAAUUGAUAUCUAAAUUAGUAACGGCAGGGAAAAAAUUUUUGCCAAGUUUAUAUGAUUAGUAUUAUGAUAAUCCAUUAAGUAGAUACACUUGCUAUUAUUAUUUUGAAAAUACAAGAUGGGCUAUCAUAAAAACAUUAGAAUAAGAACUAUCAGUCAAGUUAACGAGUAUUGAAUUAUCCAAAGUUUAUAAUUAAUAUAUCUUAAACUCUGAGGAUUGGACAAUCCAUUAUUGUUGGUUAAAUAUGAUUUCUGAUUUGCUUUCAUAUAGACCAAUUAAAUAAUUGGAAAUAUCAAAUGAUUACAACCAUCUAUAAGAAGAUAAAUAUAUAUUUAGGCUGCCUUAUAAUAAAUAUGAAGCUAAAAUCACAUUAUUUUAGGAUCAUUGUGCUUUAAAAUCUGAAAAUUUGAUAAACAAUUUAAAAGUUUAAGGAUUUAGACAUCUUCAGCAAUUUUCAGAAUGGCUGUUAUAAAAAAAUUUAGAAUAAUAAUAGAUUAACAAUAAUUAAUCAAACAAAUCAGAAAUGAUGCUUUGGAAUUAUUAUCUGAAUUUCGAAUUCAAACAAAAUAACAAACCUAAAAACUAUUUUGAUGAAUUUAUUCAAACUUUAUUUUGUAAUAAAAUGAUGAUAAAAAUUAAGUUAUUUAUAUAACUCUAUGAGAUGUACAAAAAAUAGAUGAUCUAAAGUUAUUAAGAUAAAUAGGAUUCAUUUUAAGUUUUAUAAUCCAAUUCAAACUCUACAGUGUUAUUAAUAAAUAUGGAAAUAGAUAAUAUUAAAUAAUUAUUACGAUAAUGUUUGAGAGGAUUUUAAUAGAUAGUUUAUUUAUUAUUUUUAAUAGAUUAAGGACUGAAUUUAGAAGUUUUAAGAAUAGAUGAAUUUUUAAAGCUAAUAAAUGAUUCAUCUUAAGAAAGUUAAAAGAAAUAUUAAAAAUAAAUUGAAUAAUUCAGUAAUAAUUAUGAUAAACUUAAAAUAUUCAUUAAUUAUGAUAUUAGAAAGAUAUUUAAAAAUAUUAUUUAAUCUUAGGCUGAAUUAAUGAAAGAGAUUUGUGAAAAUGAAAAUUAAAUAACUGAAUAUCGAAGUAAUGAAACUAAGAUAUAGUUUUAGGAUAUUUGUUUUUUUAAAUAAGAAGAAAAAGAUAAAUUAGAAAUUGCAAAUAGCCUUACAAAGGUAAUCAGUGAAAUUUAAAACCUAAAAAAAGAUGCAUUAGAGUUAAAAAAUAAUUUAGAAUUUAAUAAUUUCAACAAUUAUCAUUUCAAUAACAAAGAAUUUAUAGAAUUAAUAUAAAAGUUUUAUAAGGAUAAUAUUCUCGAAUUUUAUAUUUAAUAGAUAGAUGAAAAAAAAGAAAUAAUUAAUCAGUUAGCUUAAGGAGAUGAGAAAAUUAUUGAAGAUAUAUCAGGCAAAUUUAAAUUAUUCCAUUUUUUAAAAAGUGCAUUUAAAAAACUAUUAAAACUUCAUAUAUUUUAAUUAACAUUAUUUCAAGGAGCAAUAAACUCUUUAAAUAUUAAUGAAGAUAGAAAUAAUCAUGUUGUAUAGAAUAAAAUGGAGAUAUUUUAAAAAGAAGUUAUUUAAACUCUGCAAAAUUUACUAUAGUCACCUCAACUUAAACAAUUAUUUAAUAGCUAAACUAAUGAAAAGGAAAGCUCAAAAAUAUCAAAGUCUUUAGAGAUUUUAAUACAACAGAUUGGUCAGGAAUAAAUUAUAAUCUAGUAAAACUAUGGUUAAAAUGAUGAAAAUGUAAAUAAAUACAUAUCAUCUUUGAAAGAUAUUGAGAUUAAAUUAUUAAAAGUUAAAAUCUCUUAAAAUUUUGUCAAGGAAGAUUUUGAUGAGAUCUCAAAGUAAAUUAGUAAUUGUUUAACAUCAUAAUAAAAAUCAUUGGAAAAAUAAUAAAUAGAAAGAAAUAAAUUGAAUAAGAAAAAGUUGAAUAUUGAUAUUUUAUGUAAAGAUGCUGAAUAAAAACUGAACGAUUUGAAAAAUCAAAUGAAAAAAUAUAUAAAAUAUAAAGAUGAAAUAUAAUUAGCGAAAAAAGAAUAAAAUAAUAUAAACAAAAUACAGAUAGAAUCUAUGUUUGAAUGCUAUUUUAAUGAUUUCAACAAAAUUAUAAAUCAAGAAGAGCAAAAGGAAUAUACUAUUUUUUAAGAUAAAAAGUUUAAUAUAAUAUAUUUGAAUAAAUUUGAUUAAAAUGAGGAAAAAAAUUAUUAAAAGGUUAAAAUAUAUGAACUUUUUUAGGAUUGUUAACUUUGUAACAUAGAUAUAAAAAAUGAAAUGUUAACAACAAAAAUAAAAAUAGAUAGUUCUUUUUAAUUUAUACUAGAUGAAUUAGAAAAUGUUAGUAAAGUUAAGAUAAAAAAUUCAUUUUUCGAUAAGAUCAAAAAUUAAAUUUUUGAUAGAUUUAAAAGUUAAUCAUAUAAAGUAAGGGAAUGCUUAUUAUAUAAUUUAGAAAAGAUACAAUCAAAGGUUUAGGAGAAGAGGAUUAUUUUAUUUUGUUAAUAAUUAAUAAAAGAGAUGUGGAUUUCAGAAAAGAAUGCUAAUGUUAGACAAUUACUUAAAAAUAAAGAGAUGAUUGAAACUCAGAAGAAAAUAUUUUCUGUUGACAUUCAAUAGUUUUCUAAUUAAGUUGAAAAUGAAUUCAAAAUAAAAAUCUAAUAAAUAGAAUAGUUAGAAUAAUAAAUUAGAUUGGAAGGUAAAUCAGUAGAAGGAGAAUAGUUAGAAAAAUAAUUAAACUAAGAAUUUUUAAAAUUUGAAGAAAGUUUUGAUAAUAUAAGUGAAAUGUCUAAUAAACUUGAUUUAAGUUUAAUUUUCCUUAAAGAAAUUGUUAAAGAUUUAAAAUAAAUAAAAAGCAGUAUAGAAAAGUUGUAAGAUACUAUAUAAAUAAUCGGUAAUGAUUUAAGAAAACUAAGAGGUAAAAAAUUUUAUGAAUUAUUAAAAAUAAGAUAAAAAAGAAUUAUAGCAUAGCGGAAAACUUACUCUUUUGAUUCUAUAUAUAUAGAAUUAAUUACAAAAGAAUAUAAUCCUGAAACUGGAGAUGAAAUUCCAACUCAAAAUUAAAAAUCAUUUUCAACUCUCUUAUCAGAAAAGACAGAGGAUUAUGAUCCUGAAAUUAAUGAAUUUUUAUGGUUUGAUAAAAACAAAGACAAAGAUGUAUUAUUAUUGAGAGGUUAAGCUGGUUCAGGUAAAAGUAGAGCUGCAACAAAAAUUGAAGAAGUACUUUGGUACAUAAAAGAAAAAGUAAAACCUCAUUGGACUCCUAUUUAUAUAUCUUUACCAGGAUUAAAAGAUCCUAUACAUAAUUUAAUAGCAGAAGCUUUAAGCUCUGAAUAUUAUUAAUUUGAUAAUAAUUAAAUUAAAGAAUUUAAAGAAUCUAUAUGUAACGGUACUUUAAAUUGUGUUUUUAUUUUGGAUAGCUAUGACGAAAUGAAAUAAAAAUUUAUUCAAGAAAACUUAUAUACGACUAAUAAAUUAAAAUCUGAAUUCAAUAUUAUGGAACCAGGAAAGAAAAUAAAAAUAAUUAUAACUACAAGAAAUGAAAUAUUGACUUAUAAAGGAUAUCAAAAAUAGUUUUAAGGAGAACAUUUAAAAUAUUUAAAAGAAGUUGAGAUAUAACCUUUUGAGGAUGAAUAAAGGGAUUAAUAUAUUAAAGAAUAUUGUUAAUUAACUGUCAAAAGAAUGGUGAAAAUUUUUUAUGAAUAAGCGAAGUUACUUUAAGGAUAGUUAUCUAAUAUAGAUGAAUUAUUGAAAAUAUGGGAAAAAUUAAACUAAAAAGUAAUGUAGAAAUUAAUAGUUGAUGAUUAAGAUUCUAUUUUACAAAAGAUGCAAAUAGAAAAAAUUAUAGAAAUUUUAAAAAUGGAACCUUGUUUCUAGUAAAUUAGUGAAGAGCUAUAUGAAGUUUUAAGAAAAGAUUUAAGUGAACUAUGGAAUUAUUAGAAAUUUAAAAAAACAAUUGAGAAUUUAUAAAGACAGGAAUUAAUGUAGACACCAUUUAUGAUGUCAAUUGUUGUUUAAGUUCUUCCUGGAAUGAUAAAUUAAUCAUAUAAGAAUCAGAGUCAAUUAAAUACUUUUUAAAAAAAUUAUAUGAAAUUUAAAUUACAUAAGUUAAAAUCAAUAUAAUUUUAACUGAAACAAAAUUAAUAAAAUAAAGAUGUAAUAGAAGCUUCAAAAAGUUAUUCUCAAUAAAAUUAAGGGCCUCAAAAUAAUUUUUUUGAAGAAAUGUAAGAAUAAAUUAAAAUGGAAACUGAUUAAAUAAUUAAAAUUUUGGAAGAUAAAAAGUUUUUUUAAAUUUAUUCAUUGUCAGAUAAAUUGGAGUACAAUUAAACAAAAAUAAUAUUGAAUAAUAAGAUAGAAAUUGAAAUUGGAGAAAAUGUUGAUUUUGUAGUAAAAGUAUUAAAAAUGAAUAAAAAAAUGAAAGUUACUGAUUUUUAUGAAUAUUUUGUCUAAUUUUAUCAUGAAUAAUAAUUAUAAAAAUGGAGAGAUAUUGGUAAAGCAUAAAAUUAUGAAGGAUUACUUGUAGAUUUGUAAGACUUUUCUGAAUCUCUUGCAUUAGAAAUGACAAUGUAUCAAUAAAUUUAAAUUAAUUAUAAACCUAAAGGAAAAUUAAGCAUUAAAAAGAUGUAGAAUCAUGGCCUAGAAAAUGAAUGGGAAGAUUAAUAUUUUAAUAACCUUUUAGGAGAAUAAGAAUAUAAUAAAGUCUUAAAAAGUUGUGUUUUAUUAAUUGCUAAAGGAAGUGCUUAUUCUUUUUUGCAUAAAUCAAUCUAAGAAUAUUUUGUUGCAAGAUAUUUAUAUAGAUUCAUAAAUGAAAUCACAAAUUAAAAUGCCAAGAAUUUAGAUCAACUUUUAAAAGAAUGUUUACUUAAUAAUUAAAAUUUUAAUUUAUCUUACAUCUAAUUUUAUGGUUCAAUCACUCUUAUGAAAAUCUAUAUUGAAAAUAAACCAACUCUAAUAAAAAAAUUAAUCACCUUAAUACAAUAAAUAAAAACUAAUAAAAAUUGUAUUUAAUUAAUUUCUAACUUAAUGUAUAUCCUUAGUUAAUUAUAAGUUGUAAUUGAUGGAGUAGAUUUAUAAGGAAUUUGUUUAUAAAAUACAGAUUUAGGCCAGUUAAAUUUAUUUAAAUGUGAUUUAUCUGGUUCUGAAUUUCUUAAUGUUAGAAUAGAUGCGUGCAACUUUAAUUGUUCAAUCUUAAAUUGUGUUAGAUGGUAUGAUACAAUAUGUUCAGAGAUUCCAGACAUUAAUCUAUCAUAAAAAACAAUAAUUUAUGUUACUUUAUCAAGUAAUAAUCAAAUAUUAGCUUGUGGGUCAAAUGAAGGAGAACUCAUUCUUUUAAAUAUGAAUAAUCGGGAAACAAUUAAAACAUUUAAAGAAAACUCUGAAAUGAUUGAGAAAAUUGUAUUUUCAAUAAAUAAUAAUUAUUUAGCAGCUUUGUAAAAUUAAUUAAUUAUAAUUUUAAAUACUACUUAAGUUGACAAUCCAAUAAAAUAACAUUUAAUAGAAUUAGCUAGACCUCAUCGGAAAUAGUCAAUAACGUUUACGAUAGAUUCAUAAUUUCUUUGUUAUAAUUGUUAACAUUUUUUAUUUCUUUGGGAUAUUAAAAAAUAAUAUUAAGAAUAAAUAUAAUUGAAUUAAGAAAGCAAAAUUGAAUAACUUUGCUAUUCACCUGAUGGAAAAUGGCUAGCCAUAGCUUUCUAAAAUAAAUUUAAGUUGCUAGAAAUUUCAGAAUUAAAUACUGUUCAAUAAGAUAUAAUUUAAGAUAUCGAAGCUUAAUAAAUUUGCUAAUUAGAGUUUGCCAAAAAUGGUAAUAUUUUAUUUUUAAGAGAUAAAGAAUUCUAUUUUUAGUUUUGGGACGUUACUAUAAAAAAAAACAUUAAAUUAAUCAAAAGAAUUCCUGUUAAUAAAUAUGCUAAAGCUUUUUAUUUUUCUCCCAAUUUUGAUUAUUUUAUUCAAUAAAUUCCUUAAAAAGAUUCUUUUGAUUCCAAAAAGUAUUAAUUUGAAAAGUUAGAAUUAUUUAGAGAUAUUAAAGCUACUUCUAAAUGGCCAAUAAAGAUAAAAACAGAAAUUUAAUAAUUUAUUCUUAGUCCAGAUGGUAAUCUCAUAUAUAUUGCACUUACUAAUCAAAUCUUUGUCUAUAAUAUUUAAUAUUCAACAUAAAAAGAAAUAUUAAAAAAAGUAGAAAAUAAUAUAGAAAUAAUCUAAUUAUCUUAUGAUGGUCAUUUUUUAGCUAUAGGAUUAAAAAAUGGAAAUAUUUUGUUAUGGAAUACAAUUUACAAUAAAUAAAUAUCAAUCAUAGAAGAAUCAUAAAGAAUUACAGACUUAAAAUUUUCAAAAAACAAUAAAUAUUUAUCAGCAUGCUCUAAUUAAACUUCAUCUUUUUGGAAUAUUGAGGAUAAAAGUAAUAUUAUUUCUAUUAAUAAAUUUCCAAAUAGGAAUAAAAACAUGCAACAAGAACUACAUAUUUCUUCAAAAGAUGAUUUUAUCAUUUUUUUGCUCAAAUAAGAAAGAAUGUUGCUUAUUUAUGAUUUACUGAAUAACAUAUAUAUAGAUACAAAAUUAUAUGGUAUAAAUUGUUGUGAUUUUCAUCCAAUAGAUGGUGUAUUUGCAUUUGCAUCUCUUUUUAUUGAAUUUGCUACUGUUAAAAAUGGAAAAGUCAAAUAACUUUAUUAAAUUAAUCUAGAAUGUAUAACUUUCAUCUAAUUUUUAUCUAAUGGAGAUUAUUUAGCUUGCAUAAAUAAUAAGUCUUCAUCUUUAUAUAUUUUUAAUACAAGGAAUUUAAAAAAUGAAAAUUGUUUUCCAUUAUAUUAUUUUGAAAGAAUAUCAAGCACAUAGGGGAUUGCUAGAUUAGCCUUAUCAACUAAUUCAUUUGUAAGUAUUUUUUAACUUGAAAAUAGAGAGUUUAUAAUAAAUAACCUUUCAGAGUUUAUUAUGAGCACUUAAGAUAAUUUAAAAGUUUUUUAAUUUAACACCUUUGCUAUUAGUGAUUAAUUAUUUGUAACUUUAGUCGAUGAUAACCUUUAAUUUUAUUAAUUAGGUUAAUUAGAAAAAGUGAAUGAAAUCUAAAUUGAAGAAUUAAAAUUUUGCAAAAAGCUAAAAUUUUCUAUUGAUAAUAAAUAUUUGAUGGGAGUUCAAGAAAGUUAAAUAAUAUUAAUUGAUAUAGAAGAUAUGUAUUCUACAUAAAAAUAUUUCAUUAAAGUUGUUGGUAUUCAAGACAGUUAUUUUCUUUAAAACAACUCUAUUGCAAUAUUGUUAUAUGAUGUCAUUUAAAUAUGGAAAAGUAAUAAGCAAAAUUAGAAAGAAUUAGAAUUUAGCUCUUUAAUUUAGAGUUAUGAAAAUAUUGCUUUAAAUUCAAAUGGAAAAACUAUAGCUCUAAGCGAAGACAGUUUCUUGACCUUAACUAAUUUUGAUUAAUCUAGAGUGGAAUUUAUUUCAAGUUAUCAUUUAAAGAUAAGAAAUAUAAAUGGAAUUUGUUUUAAUAAAAAAGGAGAGAUAUUUAUACAAGAUGAAUACUAGGGACGACAUAUAUUCAACAAAUAAUUCACACUAUUAUCCUCCUCGAAAGAUGAAAAAUUAUUUAAUCCUCUAGAUUUAAAAAAAGCUGUUAUUGAUGAUCCAUUUGUGUAUGGAUGUUAAUGGGUUUCUGAUGAUGUCCAUAUUGUUCUUUGUAAUAGAUAGGAUUUAUUUUUAUUUAGCAAGUAAAAUUUGAAUUCACCAACUUAGACUUUUAAUGGAAUAGAAGGUUUCUCCAUAUAGUAAAAUUAUUUAGUUAUGUUUGAUUAAUAAAAAAUUAAAAUAUAUGACAUAUCCUCAAAUAUCCACUUAAAUACUUUACAACUUGAAGUAAAAAAUCUUUAUUUAUCUAAUGAUACAGAUACUUUAUUAUCAUGUUAAGAUAAUUCAAUUAUAAAAGUCUUCAAUAUCAAAACUUAUAAAUAGAACAAUAUUAAUCGUAAUUUAGAUAAAGAAAUUAUUAAUUAUUGUAAUUUUUCCCUUGAUAGUUAAACAUUAUUUUAUAAAACUAAUAAAGGAUAAAAUAUUUUAAAUAUUUAUGAAAAUCAUAUAGAAUAGUUAAAUAAUGACUAUUCUAUAUUAUUAUUUUCUUUAGAUAGAACUCUUGUUUUAUGCAAAGAAAAAAGGGGAUACGUAGUUUAUGAUUCAUAGUUUAAAAUAAUAAGUACUUUAAAUAUAAACUUUAACAAAGAGCUCGAUUUAGAGUAUUGUAAAUUAACAAAAGAAUAUUUAUUUGUGACUGGUUCAGAAAGUUGGGCAAUUUGUAUUAAAAAUAAUCAAAAUAAUUUAAAAUAAGGAAAAUGGUUAUAAAUAGAAUCAAAUUUUAAACAAUCUAACUCAGAAACAAAAAUUUGUGUUUGGGAUGACAAAUAUUCCUCUAUUACGAUUUAUUCUUUACCUGAAAUGUAUAGAAUAAUAUUUAACUAUUAAAUAAACUAAAAUAAAAUUUUAGAUGUAUCUUUUUCAAUGGAUGAUAGUGUCAUAGCUAUCGGAUUUAAAGAAAGAAUUGAAUUUAUAAAUAUAGAAACCUAAACAUUAAUGAAUAUAUGGGAAGAAAUAAAUAUUCUAUAAAUCGAUUUUACUUCAAAUUAUUUUAUAAUUAGAAAUUCUUAACAAAUAGACUUUUGGUAAAGAGAAUCUUUUAACAAUCGUCUUCUGAUUAAAUCUCUAGAUUCCCAAAAUUGUGUUAAACAUUAAGUCUCAAAAGAUGGAACUCAUCUUAUUUAAAUUUAUGCUUCUGAUAUUAAAAUUUGGAAACUUACUAAUUUUGAAAUGGUUAAAGAGCUAAGCUUGAAUUCUUUUUGUAUUAUAAAAUAAGUUAUUAUAUCACCUGAUAAUUAGAAAUUAUGUGUAACUAAUACUAAGUAUAAAAAAGAAAAUGUUUACUAUUUUUCUUUGUAUUUCAUAUAUGAAGAAUAUAAAAAGUUUUAAUCAGACAUUCCAAAUUCAGAAAUAGCACCUUGUUUUAGUAAUGAUAGUAGAUUAUUAUUUGUGAUUUUGGAUCAUAAUAUUUAUUAUCUUCCUGUAUUGUAUGACUGUAAAAUACUAAAAAAGAUUAAUCAUUCUGAUUUAUUAUUUGAAGAUUAAAAUUAAGUAUAAUUAAUAGAAAAAAAUAGCUAAUUUGAAAUCAAUUUGAUUUCUUAUAAUUAAAACUAUUUAAUUAUUCUAAAAAAAGAAAGUAAUAAAUCUACCUAAAAAUAUUAUCUUACAAAACUGGAAGGAGCAAUUGAUUUUACUAGUGCAUCUUAAUUAAGAAUUGAUAGUCAUUAUUUUUCAGUUUCUGAGGAUUUAAAAUAUUUAUUAUUAGAAGACAUUGUCAAUCGUGAAUUUUAAUUAUGGGAUCUAUAAAAAUUGUCUUUAAUUAAAUAAUUUGGUGAAUUUGGUUAUAAACAUCAUUGCUUUUCAAAAUCUAGUGUUUUUUUAUCAAGUCUUAAUUCUUAUAAAAAAGAUAUGGAAAUUAUUGUUUUAAAAGACCUAAAAAGCAAAUUUAUAAAAUAUCAAAAUUACUCUCAGAUAAAAAGUCUAAAAUUUUCAAAUGAAGAAGAAAUACUUAUUUCUGGACAUGAUGAUGGCACAGUUCGAUUUUGGAAUGUUAGGAUGAAAAUACAAUUAUUUUUGAUUAAAACUAGCACUACCGAGGUUUCUUUCAUUGAUUUAUCUCCUGAUAAUCUAUGGUUAGCUGUAAUUACCGAUAGAAUGCAUAUUUAUAAAUUUUCAAAAUGCAAACUAUGCUUAAAUUAAUUGCUAAAAUAAUAGAGUGAAUUAGAGGAGACAGAAAAAAUAAAAAAUUAAAUGAGUCGUGAGAAUUCGAAUUAAAGAACAAGAAAUAAUAGAUAAAAUUUUUUAAACUAACUAUUCAGUAGUGAAAUAGAAGUUGAUAUUUAAUAAUUAGAUUAUGACAAUCAAUAAUAAUAUUUAGAUAAUCAAUAAUUAGAUUCAGACAAUCAAUAAUAAUAUUUAGACAAUCAAUAAUAAAAUUUAGACAGUCAAUAAUCAGAUUUAGACAAUUAUUAAUAAGAUUAAGACUAAAAUAUCAAUUCUGAUAUAGAAGUUAAUUAUCCAAUAUGUUGGAGAACAUAACCAUUUCUAGAAUUCGUUCAGGCAGAAUAAUGCUUCUUAUUUGAGGCUGAAAUAAUGGAUAAUCAAGGCCACACAUUGAAUGAAUUAUUCUUUUAGAAAGGAGCUGUAAGAGAAUAGGAAAGAAAUGAAUGA